Molecule: messenger RNA, 1311 nt
Organism: Cygnus atratus (black swan)
Lineage: Eukaryota; Metazoa; Chordata; Aves; Anseriformes; Anatidae
Gene: ADRB3
Product: adrenoceptor beta 3
Exons: 2
Coding region: 1-1311 (436 amino acids)
Biological process (GO): adenylate cyclase-activating adrenergic receptor signaling pathway; positive regulation of heart contraction; norepinephrine-epinephrine-mediated vasodilation involved in regulation of systemic arterial blood pressure
Cellular component (GO): membrane
Molecular function (GO): epinephrine binding; beta1-adrenergic receptor activity; beta3-adrenergic receptor activity
Source: RefSeq, a predicted model, not a curated record
AUGAGCCCGCUCCCCGUCGGCAACGGCAGCGCCUGGGGGGCGGCAGCCCCGGGCCCCGGCCCCAACUGCAGCGGCGCCGCCAGCCUGAGCCGGCAGUGGGCGGUGGGGGCCGCCCUGAGCCUCACCGUGCUGGUGAUCGUGGCCGGGAACCUGCUGGUGAUCGUGGCCAUCGCCAAGACGCCGCGGCUGCAGACCAUGACCAACGUCUUCAUCACCUCGCUGGCCUGCGCCGACCUCAUCAUGGGCUUGCUGGUGGUGCCGCCGGGGGCCACCAUCCUGCUGAGCGGCCACUGGCCCUACGGCACGGUGGUGUGCGAGCUGUGGACCUCGCUGGACGUGCUGUGCGUGACGGCCAGCAUCGAGACGCUGUGCGCCAUCGCCGUGGAUCGCUACCUCGCCAUCACGUCGCCGCUGCAGUACGAGGCGCUGGUGACCAAGGGCAGGGCGCGGGCCGUGGUGUGCCUGGUGUGGGCCAUCUCCGCCUUCAUCUCCUUCCUGCCCAUCAUGAACCACUGGUGGCGGGACGGCGCCGACGAGCAGGCGGUGCGCUGCUACGACGACCCGCGCUGCUGCGACUUUGUCACCAACAUGACCUACGCCAUCAUCUCCUCCACCAUCUCCUUCUACGUGCCCCUGCUCGUCAUGAUCUUCGUCUACGUCCGCGUCUUCGCCGUGGCCACGCGGCACGUGCAGCUCAUCGGCAAGGACAAGGUGAGGUUCCUGCAGGAGCCCCCCAGCCCCGGCUCCAGGGGCGGCCGGCGGAGGCGACCCUCCCGCCUGCUGGCCAUCAAGGAGCACAAGGCGCUCAAGACCCUGGGCAUCAUCAUGGGCACCUUCACGCUCUGCUGGCUGCCCUUCUUCGUGGCCAACAUCAUCAAGGUCUUCUGCCGGCCGCUGGUGCCGGAUCAGCUCUUCCUCUUCCUCAACUGGCUGGGCUACGUGAACUCAGCCUUCAACCCCAUCAUCUACUGCCGCAGCCCCGACUUCAGGAGCGCCUUCCGCAAGCUGCUGUGCUGCCCGCGCCGCGCCGACCGCCGGCUCCACGCCGUCUCGCAGGACCCGCAGCACUGCCCCUGCGCCUUCAGCCCCCGGGGGGGCCCCUCGGGGCACAGCAAGGCAGCCCCCCUGCGGCGCGGGGAGGACGGCGAGGCUCGGGGUGCCGGCAGGACGGAGGAGACGGCCCCGUCCCACGGCAGCGCCCACCAGCAGUGGCCCCUGGGCGAGUGCUGGCUGCAGGGCACGCAGAGCACGCUGUGUGAGCGGCUGGACGAGUUUACCGGCAGAGAGACGCCAGCAGGUCCUUCGGUGUGA